AUGGAACGGAUUAAAAUUCAUCUUUCAUCUAAUGAAGAUAUUCAAAAUAGUUUUAUUGGAAGAGGAUAUGGUCAAGUUGAUUCAUAUGUCUGUACUCAACCAUUGAACAGCAUGUCUCAUUGUACACGUAUACAUGUUUAUAAAUUUCGUGCAUCAGUUGAUAAUGAAAAUGGUGAUACAUUUGUUUUAAAAAAUGAAAUAUUUAAAGAACUUAAACCAGCUGAUCAAGAAGUUAGUCGAUUUAAACAUCGAAGUACACCAUUAGUAUUACGUGCAACUGCUGGUUUAAGAUUAUUAAGUGAAACAAAACAAAAACUUUUAUUAGAAAGUGUUUCAAAUACAUUUAAAAAAUAUGGAUUUUAUCGUCCAAAAAUGGAUAUUGCAAUAAUGAAUGAAACAGAAGAAGAUAUUGAUGCUGGGCUUACAUUUGUUUAUUUAAAAGAUGAACAAUUUUAUGGUAGUCGAAUAGCUGCACUCGAUUUAGGUGAUGGUUCAACUCAAAUAACUUAUAAUCCAUCAUUAUCAAAUACAAGUUUAGCUGAAAAAUUAAAUUUAUUAUUAAAAGCACAACAACCAAUUGAAACGGAAUAA
Messenger RNA from Rotaria sordida, 591 nucleotides. Lineage: Eukaryota; Metazoa; Rotifera; Eurotatoria; Philodinida; Philodinidae. The record is from the annotation of a GenBank genome assembly.